Molecule: messenger RNA, 4624 nt
Organism: Notothenia coriiceps (black rockcod)
Lineage: Eukaryota; Metazoa; Chordata; Actinopteri; Perciformes; Nototheniidae
Product: ATPase family AAA domain-containing protein 2-like
Exons: 24
Coding region: 152-4624 (1490 amino acids)
Biological process (GO): transcription initiation-coupled chromatin remodeling; nucleosome assembly; nucleosome disassembly
Cellular component (GO): nucleus
Molecular function (GO): histone binding; ATP binding; chromatin binding
Source: RefSeq, a predicted model, not a curated record
CAAGGGUUUUAGUUAGCAGCUUGUCAGCUGGCGGAUAUUUACUGUGAGCUGUACUAUGUUGUCGGCACGUUUAACGUUAACGAAAUUUUAAGGCGGUAUCGCGGCUGUUUACCCGUCGUCCGUGCUGGAAAAAGGUCGUUUUGGAGUCAAGAUGGUGAUAUUACGCAGCAGCGGUGGUGGUCCCGGAGCCGAACCGAUAGCAACAACCCCGAACAGGAGGUCGAUGGAGUUGGAAACAAGCUCGGAGUUUUUGUCGCUGCUUCCCGCGUCGCACAGAAAGUCCGCCCGGCAGACUCGGUCCUCCCGGGCCCUGGAUGACAGCUUCAGCAGCACCGAAAACAACACAGUGAAUGGACAUGCUGAUUUGAAGCAGGACGAGGGAAGUGGACCCUAUCACACUCCGAGGACCAGAGGGCAGAGGGUUAAACUAGAGGUCUCUUUUGCUGACAUGGAGCCAAAGACCAGCUCCCCUGUGGUUGAAGACAACACUAGAGGAGGAUCCCUCAGGAAAUCUUCCAGGCUGCAGAGAGAGGGGAACGCAUCCAGUGGCAAGCAGCAAGAAGAUGUUUCAGAUGUGGUGGAGGGAUCAUCCACUCCCAAGAGGAGCCGCUUUAAUCUACAGAGCCAGGAGGGAGAGGAAGAGGAGGAGGAGGGUUCAGUGCGACGAAGUUCCAGAAUCACCGGAUACAAACUGGAUACCCGUAAACAGUCAGUGCUCUACGACCGCCUCAUCACCAACACCGCUGAAGCUGUUCUCCAGAAGAUGGAUCACAUGAAGAAGAUGAGACGCAGGCUCAGGAGCAGAGAUAGAGACACUGAAGAAGAGCAGCUUGGCGUGUACACCAGGGGCAGAUUGACAAGGUCUCUGAGGACAGAUGUGGAGAGUACAGACGCCAAGGAGGAGAUCCAAGAAGGGAAUGAGGUUGACCAGGAAGCAGUGGAGGGGGGAGAUGAAGAAGAAGAGGAGGAGGAGGAGGAGGAGGAAGAGGAAGGAGAUGAGGAUGGCGUGGAUGAGGAAGAAGAAAAUCAGAGGCGUUAUGACUUUAGACAACGGAAGACUGUGGUUCGCUACCAGGUCCCACAGGAUGAACCCAGAGAGCCCAGGAAGCGCGGCAGGUACUCAGCGGAACACUCGUCUCCGACCAGACGCAGGUUCAGAUUCAGCUCCACAGCGCCCAGGAGCCCCUACAACAGAAGAACCAGCAGGAGGAGACACGCUAUCCACAGUAGUGACUCCACUUCCUCAUCUUCAGACGAUGAGAAGUUCCAGAUAAGGAGAAAUAAGAACAGGAGCAGGUCCGUCAACAGAUGUCUGCCUAUGAACCUUGUGAAAGACGACCUGCUGGGGAUCCAAAAGGACAGGAUGAAGAUUGGAGCCAGCCUGGCUGAUGUGGACCCUAUGCAAAUAGACAAGACGGUGCGGUUUGAUAGUAUUGGAGGUUUGAGCAAACACAUCUCAUCGCUGAAGGAGAUGGUGGUGUUCCCUCUCCUCUACCCAGAAGUCUUUGAGAGGUUCAAGAUUCAGCCUCCCAGGGGCUGUCUGUUUUACGGUCCACCGGGCACAGGGAAAACCCUCGUAGCCAGAGCGCUGGCCAAUGAGUGCAGUCAGGGAGAUAAAAAGGUGUCGUUCUUCAUGAGGAAAGGAGCUGACUGCCUCAGUAAGUGGGUGGGAGAAUCUGAGAGACAGCUACGACUGCUUUUUGAUCAGGCGUACCAGAUGCGUCCGUCCAUCAUCUUCUUCGAUGAGAUUGAUGGUUUGGCUCCAGUCAGGUCCAGCCGUCAGGACCAGAUCCACAGCUCAAUUGUGUCUACCCUGUUGGCUCUAAUGGACGGGUUAGAUGCUAGAGGAGAGGUUGUUGUGAUCGGAGCUACAAACAGACUGGACUCCAUCGACCCAGCACUGAGGAGACCAGGACGCUUUGACAGAGAGUUCCUGUUCGGCCUGCCAGACAGAGAGGCAAGGAAGGACAUCCUGAAGAUCCUCACCAGACUGUGGGAUCCACCUCCCUGUGACACUUUUCUGGAAGAAUUGGCCGAUAAAUGUGUCGGUUAUUGCGGUGCAGACAUCAAGGCAGUGUGCUCAGAGUCCGCCCUGUGUGCACUGCGCCGACGCUACCCACAAAUCUACUCCUCAUCGCAGAAACUUGUGCUUGAUGUGGACUCAAUCGCGAUCACAAGCAAAGACUUUAUGUCGGCCAUGUCCAAGAUGGUGCCUGCUUCCCAGAGGGCAGUAGUGUCACCAGCCAAGGCCCUGAUACCGGCCAUCCGUCCUCUGCUGAGCGCCGCCCUGCAGAACAUCCUCAACACCGUCAGCAGACUGUUCCCACACGCUGAGCAGGGCUUAAAGAGGAAGAGAGUACUAGAUGUGGCCUGUGGUCUGUCUGAGGAUGAUCUGAUGUACAGUGAGGAUGAGAACUCAGAAAUAUGCUCUAGUGGACAGACGCCUGCUGUUAAGGGUCUCCUCAACCUCACCAGGAGUGUGCUGAGCCACCCGACCUCCUACCGGCCCAGGCUGCUGCUGAUGGGCAGGCUGGGCUCAGGGCAGAGCUCCCACCUGGGUCCUGCCGUCCUCCACGCUCUGGAGAAGUUCACCGUGUACACACUGGACAUGGCUGUACUGUUUGGAGCCAGCGCAACUGCACCAGAAGAGACCUGUGCUCAGAUCUUUGUUGAAGCGAAGCGGACAUCUCCCAGCAUCCUAUACAUCCCUCACAUCGGUCAGUGGUGGGAAACAGUGGGCCCGGCCUUAAGAGCCACCUUCCUCAGCCUGCUCAGCUCCAUCCCUUCCUUCGCUCCUAUACUGCUCCUUGCUACAUGCAACCUGCAGUAUGACCAACUGAGUGUGGAGGUGCAGGAGUUAUUCCGGAUGGAGUACGGGGAGAUUUUCCAUGUCCAGGUCCCCAACAGCAGAGAAAGAAGAAACUUCUUUGAGGAUCUAAUCCUCAGUCAGGCUGCCAAGGCCCCUGCCUCAAAAAAGAAAGCUGUGCUCAAUGCUUUGGAGGUGCUCCCUGUCGCCCCUCCGCCUACCCCACGCCAGCUGACAGAAGAGGAGACUCAGCGAUUGGCUGAGCAGGAUGAAGGGACCUUCAGGGAGCUCCGCCUCUUCCUGCGUGAUGUAACUAACCGCCUGUCCCAAGACAAACGCUUCAAGGCUUUUACAAAGCCUGUGGAUUUAGAAGAGGUGCCAGAUUACGCUGAGGUUAUCAAGCAGCCUAUGGACCUGUCGACAGUUCUCUCUAAGAUCGACCGUCAUCAGUAUGAGACGGUGAAGGAGUUCCUCUAUGACGUGGAUCUCAUCUGGCAGAAUGCCCUCGAAUAUAACCCAGACAGAGACCCCUCAGGUACACAUUUCUCCUGGCUGUCCUGGCAGGUCCAUCGUACUCUGGCAGUUCUUUUGAGGGGCAGCGCGGUCAGACCUGUCCAUCAGGAGUUCCUCAGGCUGCAUUCCAGCUCCAAACCCAUCCCUGGCUUUAUCUCCUUUAUCACCGUGCCCCUCCUCCUCCCUCUUUACCAAACAUUACAGGCAUCUCAAAACGCUGAGCUGAAAUCCAACACGCCCACAGCACCAUGCCACAGUGCUCCUAAAGGGAAAUCACAAAACCCUCAGACCAAAGUAAAAACGCUGGUUUCAUGCAAUCCACAGAGCACAGAUUUGGAGUGCAGUAAAGCCACGCCUCAAAGGGCAGGUGAAGGUACACACAUGCAUCAAAGACGGACACAACUGUACCCAAAACCACUUGGAGCACUGCAGAGCGCACAUCAGGGAAUGGUAAAGCAUACAGUGGGAGAGCACAAGACAAAUGUUGAGAAGCAUCAGAUCCAGAGUCACUCAAGUCCUCUCAGCCCGACACAUGUCUCAUAUGUUCAGUCACAGCUUACCAGCCUUACCAUCACCACUACAACUGAACAAAAUGCUGAAAGGUCAAACCCUCGACACACUGCUUCUCCCGCGUACAGAGAGUUUAGGACUGCCAGUGAGAGGCCAACUCUCAGGACAAAUCAACAGCACCAUAAUGAAAGGUUUCUGUUUCGCCAAAGGAAUGGGAAAACCAUGCCUCUGGAGGGGAUGGCUGCCGGCCUGGAGAGACAAAGACAACAUUGGAACUGCAACUUUAAACCACAGGUGGACUUUCUAUCUGAUAAUCCCAAUGUCCUGCCUCCUUCCACAUCACAGCAAAAACCAGCAAAGACAGGCCCGUGGUUCCCUCUAACACACACACGAGAACACACAUCUCGGCUGCAGACUGAAGUAUCGUCUCUAGAACGCAGGAGGCAAGAUCAAACCCAGAGACACCAUCAGGUUUCCUUCGAGUCCCACCCUACAGCAGAGGCUCUGAGUCCUAAGCCUCGGAUGGACUCCCAGCUGUUCUCACCGUGGACACAUCUGCAGCCCCCCCCUUCUCAACAAGCCAGGUCCCCUCUCAUAAUGAACUGGAUACCCCAGAGCAGCACUGGAAGACCCAGACCUGUGGCCCCCCGCAACUCCCUCCUCACCACCUACAGGACAGACAGAACUGGGGGCUGGAGGACAUUUCACAGUGACAGGACUACAUCAUUAGGAAGGAGCCACAGCUUGACCGACAGACACCGAGCAGGCCCUCCUCCAAAUGUACCAAAGAUAUGA